Molecule: messenger RNA, 1183 nt
Organism: Pseudocercospora fijiensis CIRAD86
Lineage: Eukaryota; Fungi; Ascomycota; Dothideomycetes; Mycosphaerellales; Mycosphaerellaceae
Exons: 1
Coding region: 336-1160 (274 amino acids)
Biological process (GO): regulation of DNA-templated transcription
Molecular function (GO): zinc ion binding; DNA-binding transcription factor activity, RNA polymerase II-specific
Source: RefSeq, a predicted model, not a curated record
GAUGUAUGCUCCUUGUUCCCUCUUAUUCAAGCCCGCAAGUCCGCAUUCCUUGCGUGGCACCGCUCUACUGACUAGCUAUCCUUCUUCACCAUUGCACGGAGGAAAGACUAUUGACAACAGCCAUUCAGAACAUGGAUCAAGUCCACACACAUGCACGUCGUCAGCCGACAUACAUACCCGCAGAUCCUGGACGUUUUGAAGGCGGCAAUGCAACAAGCUUUGCAGAUGAUAGAAGACGACGUCCGGAGCCGUCGUCGCCAUACGAACCUUCUGCAGGCCAUCAACGAAAGCAUGCGCAACCACAGCAGGGAACAGCAUUUGCAAACUAUCAGGCCAUGUCGCGUACUCUCCCUCGUCUCGACGAGCUAUUCGCCUCAGAACAACUCAUUGCACCUGGCAAGACAGCACCGAGUCGAGCCAGUGAGAAACAAACCGAGACCUCAAAAUCACCUGGGAGCUCGAUAAGAGUCGAUGGAUACCCCGGAGUCUCCUCGUCGCUUGAUCAGUAUGCUCUGUCCCGCAAGAGCUGUCACCAGGGCUCAGAUGCUUCCACACGAAACUCCUAUCGCUACGACGACCGUUACCACAAGGACCGUAGACCGACGAAUCCUCCUUCGACUGGUGCAUAUGACCCUGUAAGACAAUUGAACGGACACGCAGCAUAUCAGCCACAAGCUGUCGAAAAGGACUCCGUUCGAGGGACAGAUCGAGCUAUCCGCGUAAACGAGCUACUCAAUCACUGCGAACCCGCUCGUCGCAACACUCCCUCUCACAUCGACAUUAGCCCUUUCCCAGUCAGCGAGGACCUUCCUCCCUCCGAUCGCCAUGACAGUCCUAUCGAGGACAAGUCCUUCGCAUGCAACCCCACUCCCGCGUCAGCCUUCACUCCCGCAACAUAUGUCUACCAAGCGGCAGCGUACGAGGGAAUCCAAGACGUCCCAGGCAUCGGCCCACACCACUUUUACAAGGGAGGGUUAUGUAUACCGACACACGUUUACGGUGAAGCCGUCAACCCCCUGUGGGGUCUGACGAGAGGCAAAGUCCCACGAAAGCGUUUGUCGGUGGCUUGCCAGACGUGCAGGGCUAAGAAGAUUCGUUGUGAGCCGUCGUUUGGUGGAUGUCUGCAGUGUAAAAAGGCGGAGAAGCCUUGUCGCGUGUAAAUCUUUUCUCCCUUGCGCUUGGU